AUGGAGCAGCAAGUAGCCAGGCUUGUAGAAAAGGCGUGGGAUAAGUUCCAAAAGACGCCCGAGGAGAAACGCCUUUUAACAACCCGCCUGAACGCCCGCGCCAAAACCCUCGACCCCUCAGACCCAACCCGCACAUCCCACCCGCCCGCGGCAUUCGUCCCCAUGGACGGUUACCACCUCACCCGCGCCCAGCUCUCCGCCAUGCCCGACCCGGAAAAUGCCCACGCCCGCCGCGGCGCCGCCUUCACCUUCGACGGCGCCGCCUUCCACAAGCUCGUCACGUCCCUCCGGGAACCCCUGAGGGCCGACUCCUCACCGAUAUACGCGCCGAGCUUCGACCACGCCGUCAAAGACCCCAAGGAGGACGACAUCGCGAUUCAGCCGUACCACCGCAUCGUUGUGUUCGAGGGAAACUACCUUACGCUCGACAAGUCGCCGUGGAGCGACGCUGCGAAGCUUAUGGAUGAGCUAUGGUUCGUAGACGUUGACUUUGAGGUGGCGAGGAAGCGCUUAAUAGGGAGACAUGUUAAGGCAGGCAUUGCAAAGAACGAGGAGGAAGCUGACAAGAGGGCAAGAGAAAACGAUCUGGUGAAUGGGAAGGAGAUUGUCGACUUCCGCCUUAAGGUCGAUGAGGUUGUUACCAGCCGAGAAGAUGACGAAUGGGUUCACGAAUGA
Colletotrichum fioriniae is the source of this 675-nucleotide messenger RNA. The record is from RefSeq and is a predicted model, not a curated record. NCBI's taxonomy places the organism in Eukaryota, Fungi, Ascomycota, Sordariomycetes, Glomerellales, Glomerellaceae.